AGGUCGUACCAGAAGAAGGAUAAGACUCUUGGGUUGCUUUUCAGGAGUGAGGAUGGUGACUUCAUGCGAAAGGCGCGCGGUCGCUUGCGUUCUACUGGCGGUCACGGCGGUGGUAGCAGCCGCUUCGUACGACCGCGAGAGACUCGAAAUAGCCAAGCAAAUACUGGAAGAAGUGCCAUUGACUGACGGGCACAACGAUCUCCCUUGGAACAUAAGGAAAUUUCUGCGGAACCAAAUAAACGAUUUCGAACUAGACACGGACUUGACAGUGGUGGAACCGUGGUCUAUCUCAAAGUACUCGCACACCGAUCUUCCGAGGCUUAGGGAGGGAAUGGUGGGAGCUCAGUUCUGGUCAGCCUUCGUCCCGUGCGCCACUCAAAAUAAGGACGCUGUCCAGCUGACUCUUGAGCAGAUUGACGUCAUCCGGCGCCUCGUCGACAAGUACCCACACCAUCUGCAGUUCGCUACCUCUGUCACCGAUAUCCUGCAAGCUCACAGCGCCAGACCUAGGAAGAUCGCUUCGCUGAUCGGCAUAGAGGGAGGCCACUCCAUAGCCAACUCGCUUGGUGUCCUCCGCAGCUACUACCAGCUUGGGGUUCGCUACAUGACCCUCACCCACACUUGCAAUACUCCAUGGGCUGAUUCAUCCAACGAACCGCCGGCCGCAAACGGACUCACUGAAUUCGGAGAGAAAGUGAUCAAAGAGAUGAACCGUCUUGGAAUGCUGGUAGAUCUUUCCCACGUGGGUGAGAAUACCACCAGGGCAGCCAUAAGGGUGUCCAGGGCGCCUGUCAUCUUCAGCCAUUCGUCAGUCUACAGCCUUUGUGCCCACAAGCGCAAUGUACCCGAUGACAUCAUACAGUCACUGAAAGACAACGCCGGCAUCAUUAUGAUCAACUUUUUCCCGGAUUUUGUGAAGUGCGCCCCCAACGCCACGAUCUCCGACGUUGCUGAGCACUUUCACUACGUGAAACGGAUGAUCGGAGCCGACUAUAUUGGAAUCGGAGGUGACUUCGAUGGAGUUAAUAGAGUUCCGCGCGGCUUGGAAGAUGUGUCGCGUUACCCUGAACUGUUCGCGGAGUUACUGCGCAGCGGGCAGUGGAGUGUGCAGGAGCUGAAGAACUUGGCCGGCCUCAACAUGAUGCGCGUGAUGCGACAAGUCGAGAAGAUCCGCGAUGAGAUGCGCACAAACGGCGUCGAACCAGAGGAGCACCCGGACUCGCCCAACGACAACGGCAAUUGUACCAGCAAUGCGUUUUACACUGAAUACGUUUAGACAGCCACAAGUUUUGCACAACUGCCAUACUAUAAGUUCUACGCACUUUUUAAUAGCAGUUAAUUAUUUAUUUCAAUUGAGUACCAAAAUAGUAAGGGCAUAAGGCCCUCAUCUAUUCAUUGUGAAAUAGCUUACAAACCUGCUAUAUUCAACCGGUAAUAUCUUAUCUGUUUAUUUCAUCCAAACUCGAUAAAUAAAUUCAAUAUCGACCAAAGCCCAUUUAUUUAAAAAAAAAACAGGAUGCGUAUUACAGAUUUCAGUCGUCCCUAACGUGUUCAUUCGAUAAACUAAUGUUGUUAGUUUGUUUUUCACAUCGACGGCUAUAAAAGAAGUGUACAUACCUAACUUUUUUUGAUCGCGUCACUUAGUUCAGUUCAGUGGUAACUUUUAUCGACCCUUUCUCUCACAUAAAAUAAACAAUGAACUCCGAAUGAGAUCACCGGAGUUACAGCUCCUAAAUUGCGUUAUACAAACGGAUGACUGAAAAAAAUAAAAUGGAUCCUUUAGCUCGCUUUGUGUUUUCUGUCUUCAAAAGUGGCAGUUUGUGAAAAACUUCGACGUAAACUUUAGCAUUCCACCUCGACAAACAAUUUCAUUCCAUUGAUGUAAUAAUAUUAAUGUAAUACAAUAUACCUAAUAAUAUAUGUUAACCCCAAUUGAUGUGUCUCGCCUCAUACCAGGCAUUUACGGUGAGCAAAACAUUUAGUCAGAGCAGCGUGCAUUAAAUUCGAUAUCCAAUAGGUGUGGACGACAUAACAUUUAGUAUAACUCGUGUCAAAAGUAAUCGAAAAUGCCCGUACAAGACAUUCUUUCUCUCUCGCACGUUAGUUACGAUUGCAUGUACGCAGGGGACAGAAUGUCUUGCGUCGUCAUUUGCAAUUCCUUUCUUUAGUGACACGAGUUUGGUGCUCGUUUCAAUAGGUUUUGAACUGUGAAAAGAUGGAAAGAGCGCGAAAGGCAUUCGCAUUUGAAAGCAUGAUAUAAUUCAUUCUAAUCGUAGGAAAACAAUUUGAACAGAUUGAAAUAAUAAUGAUACCUUCUCCUUCAGCAAGUUAAACAUCUUCAGGCCUAUCAUGUAUUCAAAAUCAUCUUUACAAUGCGAAUGUUGAUAUCCCAAAUAACCCUUAUCAAUGUGUAUCCAAUAUAGAAUAAGGUCCCUGUGGUGGACACUCGUAUGUCGAUCCUAAGGGAACCGUGUGUAAGUGUAAUCAGUGUUGUAGCCUGCAUGAUAGAUGUUCUCUAUAAACUAAGCACUCUUCCUUUAGAUCUAUCUCACUGUACUCUUUUGGGGUCACAUAUCAUACUCUACAUUUUUAUCCUGAGUUUAGACAGAGCUCUUAAUGAUUAUGCUAUGUUCUGAUAUUUAAUAUCUUGCUCGGUAACCAAACUCAAACUGUAACCCAAGAUCCGCAUUUUGUCCAGAAUUUCAGCUUUGUCCUUAAGAGCGAUGUCGAGUAGUUAGAAACGAAUAAAAACAAUUAAAAAUUAUUUUUAUUUUAAAUUCAAUAACACGAUAUUAUUAAAGGGAUUUUUAUAAGAGAGAAAACGGUAAUUAACGGAAUAAAGCUUUAUUUACACAUGAAUUUAAAUUAAAACUAUUGAAAUAUAAAUUUGGAUUAGGGUUGUAGGUAGAAAAUAAAAUUUUAAUAAUGUUAAAACGUUAUCCGUUGAAAUGUAAAGGGUUUUUUAAAAUACCAAUUUGUACGAUUAAGUUGUGACUUAUCAAUUAGGUGUAAAAAAUUAAAGGAUAAUGGAUAAUGACAAAUUGUAAACAUCAAUAUCAAAAAUCCAAUUUAUGUUUAUUUUGUUGCUUUUUUUUGUUGAGUGAUUUUUGGAUUCCCAAACAAUGUUUGUCAAAGCCAUGUAAUUUAUUAUUUUUUAAGUAAUGCAUUGAAAUUUUAAUUAAAAUAUGAUAAAAUAAUAAAAUUGGAUUUCAAACCACUUCGACUAUAAUACUCGAAAAAGACGUUAUCAUCGCAGUAAUUGUAAUUGAAUUGUAGGAAUUUACCAAGGAAUAAUAUGAAACUCGAGUUAUGGGAAAAUUUUGAAUACUGUGUAAAAUUUCUGCUUUUUCAGACUUGUGUGUACGAAACAUGUUGUCCCUAUUGUACGUUUAAAACAAGUAAUAAUGUUAUUGUUAUCAACUUUAUUGCAUUUAUCAAGCUUUCAAACUAUUAUUUUCUCCAUCUGACAAUAAUCCUUCACGACGUACCACUCUAUCUGGGGACGAAGCUGUGAAACUUGUUGAUAUUAAAAUAUUAAAAAAUAUAAUUAAUGAUAUUGUGAAAAUAAAAUAAAAAGAACUAUUUCUUAUAAAUUAUGACUGAACAAUUUUUUGAACCUUUAUUAUUCUAGCAUAACUAAGUAUUUUGUCUGAAAUCUGGCUGUUAUUUUGUGAUUCAUUUUAACAAUAUUCUAUUGAUACGAUGUAUUCACUAUAGAUACUUCCAAAUGCAGGCGCACACAAAAAUAUCAUUUUACCAUUGUUUCAAAUUUAAGGUUUGCGUGUUUGCAUAAUUACAGUAAUAUCAAUGUUUCAUUAAAUCAUAAAGUGGCAACUUAUUUCUGUCGCGCUAUCGCGAACAUUUUCCGUUUUCAGAAGUCGGUCCAGGCAAUGGCCAAAUUUUAGAAAAAGAUCAGUAAUAUGACUUGCCUAUUGCUAGGUUAGAUGCGUCGGGAAAACGGCAACUGUUCGCGAUAGUGUAACAAUAUGGCCAUAGCAUUAGAUACAAAUGUAAAAUAUAUAUAUAUAUUUGAACACACUCCAAUAAGCCUAGCCCCUUAAAUAAAGUAGGCACUGUAGGCUUGUAUUAUGGGAUCGUAAUAAAUAAUAAAUGAAUUUGGUACCUACUUAGCUAAUAAUUUCACAAACAAAGCUACACUCGAGCUUUUGUAACGAAUUUUGAAAGUCCAGUGUGCGCCUGGGUAAAGUGCGUUGGCUGGUGCAUUGCUCUUUGUUAGAAAUAAGUAGUUAUAACUUCCUGCAGCAGUGUCUUCUCUUCUCCCUGCAGAUAUGAUGUACCGUACCUCAUGACAAUGCGCCGCUCAACAGCUCUCUGAACUGUUUUAUAUUUAAUACACGACUUAAUAAAACAAAUAAACACGAUUGCUGUAAUGGGU
This is a messenger RNA of Chilo suppressalis (striped riceborer), 4396 nucleotides long. The record is from the annotation of a GenBank genome assembly. Lineage: Eukaryota; Metazoa; Arthropoda; Insecta; Lepidoptera; Crambidae.